GAAAUUGAUAGUGUCUUAUCGUGCCGAGGAAAGUCGUAUGUUCAUGUAGCAUCGAGGAGGUUCGCGAUUGCGCAGGAUUUUCUUUGCGAUUGAUCUCGAGUAUGCGCCCCGGUUGGCUAUUCGUAUGUUCACACAUAGGUAAAUAGCUGGUUAACGUGAACGUGUUACUCUUGUGUGGAUGUGGACUGCUUCUAACACCUGCUGCAUCCCCUGAACGUCUACGUCACGUGGAUCACUCGACGCAGAAACCGAGCGAAAAUAAGUAAAGAUGUACGGCCUAAUAUUAGAGAACAUGUCCGAGUACAUACGGCAAGUCUACGGAGAAGAUAGAUGGGAGGAGAUUCGACGACAGGCGGCCGUAGAUCAACCGAGUUUUAGCGUUCAUCAAGUUUAUCCUGAGAAUCUAAUACCCAGAUUAGCAAAGAAGGCGAUUCAGGUACUUGGCAUAACGGAGAAAGAAUUUUUCGAUCAACUGGGUGUACACUUCGUAGGAUUCGUUGGCCAGUACGGUUACGAUCGUGUGCUUUCAGUACUCGGACGUCACGUAAGAGAUUUCCUUAAUGGGUUGGACAAUUUACACGAAUAUCUCAAGUUUUCGUACCCGAGGAUGAGAGCUCCUUCGUUUAUUUGCGAAAACGAAACACGCCAAGGCUUGACUCUUCAUUACAGGAGCAAGCGACGCGGUUUCGUUUAUUACACGAUGGGUCAGAUAAGAGAAGUAGCUCGUCAUUUUUAUCACAAGGAACUACAGAUCGAGCUCGUAAGGGAAGAAGUCCUUUUCGACACGGUGCACGUGACUUUCCAACUCACCUUCGAUAACAGAGCUUUCACGCAAGCUUCCUUGGCGAUGACUCGCGAAGAGAAACACCUGCCGAUCGGAGCUUUCGUAUUGUUUGAAAUAUUUCCAUUCUGCAUUGUUUUUGGGUCGGACAUGGUUGUAAGGAGUAUCGGAAAUUCGCUGAUGGUAAUAUUACCCGAUCUCGUUGGUAAAAAAAUCACGCAUUUCUUCGAUCUUGUUAGACCGCUCAUUGCGUUUAAGUUUCAUUCGAUUUUGAACAGAACGAACAAUAUCUUCGAGCUUGUAACGGUAGAACCGAUUCUGACAGAGCGACCAUCCGAUCGGCACAGGGAUGAAAUUUUGUUAAGCGACGAGCUUGAUUCUGUGGACGACAGAACUUUAAGAUUGAAAGGCCAAAUGAUAUACAUGGACAAUUGGAAGAUGAUAAUGUAUCUUGGUACACCCGUAAUGCCCGACUUGAACGCCUUAAUCGCGACUGGACUAUACAUAAACGAUCUCUCUAUGCACGACUUCAGCAGGGACCUGAUGCUCGCUGGUACACAACAAUCGGUGGAACUGAAGCUAGCGUUGGAUCAGGAGCAAUUAAAGAGCAAGAAGCUUGAGGAAUCCAUGAGAAAAUUGGACGAAGAAAUGAAACGAACGGACGAGUUGCUUUAUCAGAUGAUACCGAAACAAGUGGCGGAUCGUUUGCGAAAUGGAGAGAGCCCGAUAGAUACGUGCGAAAUGUUUGACAGCGUAUCGAUUUUAUUCUCCGAUGUUGUUACGUUUACCGAGAUCUGCAGUAGAAUCACGCCGAUGGAGGUCGUGUCUAUGCUGAACGCAAUGUACUCUCUUUUUGACACGUUGACAGAACGGAAUCGGGUGUAUAAGGUUGAAACCAUCGGCGAUGCUUAUAUGGUCGUGUCCGGCGCGCCUGUGAAAGAAAUCGACCAUGCGCAUCGCGUAUGCGAUAUGGCCCUGGACAUGGUCGAAGCCAUAACAGAUUUGAAAGAUCGAUCCACAGGACUUCAUCUUCAAAUACGCGUUGGGAUUCACAGCGGUGCCGUGGUGGCUGGUAUCGUCGGCUUGAAAAUGCCUCGAUAUUGUUUGUUCGGCGACUCGGUGAACACGGCAUCUCGAAUGGAAGCGACAAGUCAGGCGAUGCAAAUUCAUAUAUCGCAUUCUACGCGAGAAUUGCUGUCACCUUCUUACAAAGUCAAGGAGCGGGGAGAAAUUGAGGUGAAAGGCAAAGGUACAAUGAAAACUUACUGGUUGGAGAAAAGAGAGCACAGAUCGUCCACGACGAAAGGUAUCACGAUCCAAGAACCACCGCAAUGGCACGCAAGAACCAUCGAGAAAAGACUGUCGGCGGGAACGUCCGCGAGCUUCGUUUCUGCGACUAUGUUUAGUCCUCAGAAUUGUUUGGAGACUUCGUCUAGGCGAGGUUCGAAGAUAGCGUCGCCGAUAGCCGUGGAUUCGUCGUAUCUUCCCGAAGAGAGGAGAAUUUAUUCGCCGAUCACGUUUCAAGAUGUGGCGCGGAGAUCGGUUGCCAAUUCGCCGACCAAGAUUCCUGACACGAGAGAGUGUAGAUCGAAUUCGAUGGGCGCUGUGAUCACCAGGAAUAUGGACCUGCUAAAUUCCCUUCUGAACGACACGGAGGAACACUUCCGACAUCACAGAGAUAGUCUGUCGCCGCGUGCCGAGAACCAAGCGGUUCUGGUACACGCGAAACCGGAGGUGAACGUGAGCGUGAACGCGAGUUCGAGCUCGUCCUCCGAGGAGUUUCGCGAGGAAAAGGUUCGAGCGACUGUUCCGAAACGAGAGAAGAACGUGCCUUGCAAAAAGAGCAAAGAGAAUCACGCCAACGCCCACAAUUCGCAGUCGCUGAUGCAACAGGAUCAGUGUUGUCCUGGGUUCAGUAUGUCGAAGAGUGGUAAAACGCGUCAUCAGAAUAACGGCUGCAUCGUUGCCUAAUAGACAACCGAUACUUAUUGUUUUCGACUUAUCUUACCGACGAAUCGAGUCCGAUUACGGUCUUGAAAUAGAAACUUCUCGAUUCAACCUCGGCCAGCGAAUGUCGAGUCGCGGGAGAUCCAUUUAUAUUAAGUUUCCGAUGUUUCCUUCAAAAACGUGGCAUUAUCAUAAUUUCCAUCGUUUUCAAGUAACAUUGUUCGAUGCGAAUUUUAACUUUUUUUAGCUCGAAAAUCAUCGAUUCGGAGAGAGGCGUUUAUGUAAUUGUCGACUAUAUUUAUAUAACGGAUACGAUAAUCUUGAUAUUUGCAGAACAUUUUCAUUUUAAAUAACUAUGUUUGUAAUAUUUGUUACGGUAUGUUGGAAUCGACUGGUUUCAUAGUUCGUUGUUCGAGGUUCAAUGAAUCGACACACGUUAGAAGUAAAAAAUGUCAAGUACUUAUGGAAUAGACGUGGAACUUUAUACAAAUUCACGUUUCCGCGGACUUCUCUCGAAAACGAAAGUUCUUCAUUGUUUCGAUAAUAGAUUCGACGAAGAAAGAAUGAAAUAUAAAAUGGUGUAAUUUACAAAAUUUCAAGUGUACGUAUACUUAUACGCUACAAAGAUGCGCCAAAUGCAUAAAGAUUUUACGGUGUACUCGUGAAUGUCAAGGUUAAUUAUUCAGCCUCCACAGUUCGUUUCGUCGAUUUUUUUUUACACGAAAGCAAAUGAUUCGAUCGAUUAGGUUCGCUUGGUACUCGUAAAAACGAAUUAUUCGUUCGAACUCGGUACAUGUAAAUCUCUUUCAAAUAUAUUCGAAUCUCGACAAUAUCGUGCAUACAGAGGAACGUAUGCGCAUCUGUGUUUCCUAUAACAUAUACAUACGUAUGUGUAUGCAUGAUGCGCGAAAGGAUAGUUAAAACAUGGAGAAGAAUUAAAUUCAUACAAAUCGUUCGAAUACGCUGUAACCGAGUUCGAGUAUUCUCAAGAUCGAAGUUAGAUCGCCUGUUUUAUUUCAAUGAAAAUCUAAUAAUUUUUUUAUUGCGACGAACAUAUUCUUAUUCGUUUCCAGUUUCCCUACAAUUAAUUUUAGUAAAAUUAUCUUUUACAUCUCAUAAUUCCUGCUUGUCAAAAUAACUAGACAGAGGAUUCGAACAUGCUCUAUACUUCUAAGUUUUAAUUUAUUCUUCGAAGUAAUUAAAAAUGGUCCAAGCAUAUUGGUAGAAAUCGAUGACGCUUGUAAGCACUGAUUUUGUUUUUCAAAUUACUUAAAUAGGAUUCGAAUCUGUGCCAUCUCGGUUUCGAUUCUAAUACCGGCUGCGAUAGAUUUAAUAAAAGUUAUCGCACAGAUAGCGUAAACAUCGACGGCAAUUCGAUAUCGGCUAGUAAUCGAAGUCGUUUUAACAAAUAACGAGACUCUCUGAGUUUGUAAGAAGCACGAGCACGAUUGUAUACCGGGAGCAACCUGAGACUAUCGAAAGAUGAACUGCGCUUCGUUAAUAGGUACUAUUCCUGGACACAGCGAUGGUAUUGUGCUCCCAACGAAUACGUAUAUCGAACAAGGGAACAAAGAAACAAGUGUGUAGAUCCGGAGAAUAACGCUUUGGUCGCUUGAGUUUAUAAUUGCGGAGCCGAUGGAAGAACUGAUUUAUCCAAUCAAACUGAUUUCGGGAAUGAUCGUCUCGACAGUAUAAUAAAUUUGUAUAAGUACAGUCGGACAGUAUACAUAUAUAAGUUAAUGCAUGUGCCACGUCAAUUUCCCUGAUUCGAUCAUCGCGAGACCACACAUUUUUUUUUAAAUUUCAUUUAUAAUCGCUACACUGUAGUAAUGUAAUGUGUAUCCACAACCUAAGAUUACAAAAGGUCGUGUUCCUAUGCAUGUCUGACCGUAACGUUUAAUCGGAUGCAAUAACAAAAUACAUAUAUAGAUGUAGUAGUAAGCAGAAAGAUGUCGACAUCAAAAUUAGAUAAUUAAUAUAAUGGUCGCUAUGUGUUUGUCAAAUUAUAAUAUGCUCGAUUUAUAAUCAGCUGCAAGUAUCUAAAGUUUCCAACGUUCGCUACCGACAAGAGUUUAUAGGCGACUUUCGUUUAACGCGAUUAAAAUUCGUCUUUUGGGCGACAAAGUGUCUCUUUUCCGAACGGACUAAUUUUUCGGUGUUCAAAUUUGUUGAACGGAAUCGACAAUUAAGCGGAUACUAUUAACGCGGCCCGCAAUUAUACAGAAUUACAUCCUGAAGUGUCUUAACUACAAGGUACCUAUCCUCUGCAAUUUAAUCGUACUACUGUAUAUAUACAAACAUGUCUUCAACAAUCGAAUAUAAUUUACUUAAAAGAAACACGGUCGUCCUCUAUUCCACUUGUGCGUGACCAAGUCUGUGCAUUAUGACCUGUAAUAAUGAAUUGAACGAAUCCGUGCGAUCGGUUGCUGUAAUUACUGUUUCCGUUUUCAUUCGCGUUAACUGUCAUCGUUCUAACCGAUACUGCCUGAUCGUUUAUUUAGGCGCGACCAUUAGCGAAUAUUUUUUUUUCAACUAGGACUUAAGAAAUUUGAAGAGCGCAGCGUCUAACGAACGUUGUCUUUUACUUUACCGAGGUGUCUAUAGCGUUGUAGAAACAAGUACCGUUCUUUUGCAUUGCUCAAAUUCCUUUGUUAAAAAGUAUCACGGUUAUCAUAUUUUGUCAGUCUUCUCGUUGUACUCUCCGGUUUAGAAAUGUUAUGCCGCGUAUUAAUUUAAAUGAUGUUGUAAGAAUUAAUAUAUGGAUAAUAAAUAUAUUACACAUUUUCGAUUAAA
Molecule: messenger RNA, 5521 nt
Organism: Megalopta genalis
Lineage: Eukaryota; Metazoa; Arthropoda; Insecta; Hymenoptera; Halictidae
Source: RefSeq, a predicted model, not a curated record